Lolium perenne is the source of this 3345-nucleotide messenger RNA. RefSeq lists its product as uncharacterized. Gene Ontology annotation, molecular function: protein tyrosine kinase activity; ATP binding. Gene Ontology annotation, biological process: protein phosphorylation. Lineage: Eukaryota; Viridiplantae; Streptophyta; Magnoliopsida; Poales; Poaceae. The record is from RefSeq and is a predicted model, not a curated record.
CUUGGUUUAACCAUUCAUAAUCGGAGCCUUCAAGAAGGACCAGAUGAUGCUUAUAUAGAAAUCAUAAAAGUAUUGGAAAUUUCAGCCAAAGGUUAUCAAGUGAAAGGGGGCAACUUAUAUGAAAUGACCAGUUCGUUACAACUUAUACGCGAGCGCCCCAAUUUCCUGCGAAAUUUCCCUCGCGUCGUCCGCCGGCGAUACCGUCCGCCAGCGACGCGACAACUGCAAACUGCUGCGGUUCGCCGCCGCUGCCGCCUCGGGCGCUCCUCCGAGAUGCCAUAUAUUCGCCCCCGGUGCCUUUGAGAUCCCCCCCGCGCCGGCAGCCUCAACACUGGAUGUACUCUGUGUUCUCGCGAAUAUUCGCGGUGGCGCGCAGCCGUCUCGAGGUACUAAUACCCUCGCUGGUCGGCGGUCACAAUGGCAGCAAGAGGGACGCUCGCCGCCGGCGCCGGGACGAGCGGAGCAGGAGCAGCGCCACCAGCACCCCCGUCAGCACGCCCAUCUCGAUGUACUCGGCCCUCAGCCCGGGGGACUACCAAACCGCGGCGCUCCUCGCCAUGUCGGAGGGGGGCAACCCGGGCGCGAUGCCGGUCGCCCUGUCGCCGCUUCUGCCGCCGCCGCAGCUCGUGGUGGUGGCGCUUGACGCGACCCGCGACCACCGGGAGGUCGAGGUCAGGAUGGCGCUCAGAGCGCUGGUCGCCCGGGGCGACAUUCUUCGCGGCGGCGACUCCCUCGUCGUACUCGGCGUGCUCCACGCUAUCACCAAUCCGAGUGAGGGCCAAGCUCCCCCUUUAGUGGGAUACCAAACCAAAGCAUCUAAUGAUUCUUUUGCCGGGACGAACGCACGGUACCUUAAAGAUCAGGUUGAGAAGAAAGCUGAAGACUACAGAACCAAGCUCCUUCAGGAUGUGGAGGAGCUCCGCAAAGUCGGGAUAAGUGUAACCCUUAAAGUAUCUCCUGGAUCACCAGCAAAGGUUGUCAUUAUCCAUGAAGUCAAUUCAAGUAAAGCUGCUUGGGUUGUACUGGAUAGGCACUUCAGACGAGAUUUCAAGCACCUAGAAAAACACAUAGCCUGCAAGGUUGCAGCAUUUCAGGAUAACCUAUCAGUGCAGACAAUGAAGUCAAUUAGAACAAAUCUUUCAAGCAAAAGCAUGGGUCAAGCGAAUGACCUAGAACAUUUAGUAGUGUCACUAGAUCUGAGCUCCAAGACGCUAGAUACUGACAAGGUUCGUGUGUCGAUCAAGUCAUCACCUGUAAGUUACUUUGCCUCUCUAAGCAAUCAUGAGAUGCACUACACCCCCAGUGUGGUUGGUAGCAGCAUGCAAGACUUCACACCGUCAAUGAGCAUCGCGUCAAUCACGAUGAUUGAUGAGACUAAUGGAAAAUUUAUUGAAGAUAAUAUGAUCGCCAACAAUGAUUCAUCGGAAAGACCAGUUCUAUGUGCUGGUUGCGGGCUAAGAUCAGUGCUUUACAUCAAGGAAUCCAUGAAAUAUCCCUUCUCAGAGAUUCAAUCUGCAACAUCUGACUUCUCAAGGGAGAAGUUGGUGGGCGAGGGCGGAUUUGGGCAUGUAUAUAAAGGACAGCUCAAGGAUGGCCAGGUCAUUGCAGCUAAAUUGCGUAAAGAAGCUAGCUCACAGGGGUAUACCGAGUUCUUCUCUGAAGUGCAAGUGCUCAGCUUUGCCCGGCACCGAAACAUUGUCAUGCUACUUGGGUAUUGCUGCAAAGAAAGCUACAACAUCUUGGUGUAUGAGUAUAUAUGCAACAAAUCUCUGGAGUGGCAUUUGUUUGACCAGGAGGCGGGCUUACUUGAGUGGCACAAGAGGCAUGCUAUUGCCCUUGGUAUAGCAAAAGGGCUGCGCUUUCUGCAUGAAGAGUGUCGCGCCGGUCCGAUAAUACAUCGGGAUUUGCGCCCAAGCAACGUACUUUUGACACAUGACUUUGUUCCUAUGCUUGGCGACUUUGGUCUUGCAAAAUGGAAGGCUGUCAAUAAUUCUAUCCACACGAGGAUUCUGGGGCAAUCAGGGUACUUGGCACCGGAGUAUGCUGAAUAUGGCAUAGUUUCUGUCAGAACAGAUGUUUAUGCAUUUGGAAUCGUUCUUUUCCAGCUGAUAUCUGGUCGCAAGGUGCUCGAGGAAAGUGAAGGACAGUGUGCACACAUAUUACAAUGGGCAGAGCCUUUGGUUGAGAGUCUGGCACUGCACGACCUCAUCGAUGAGCGCAUUGCAGAUACAUACGACACAUAUGGGCUAUAUCAUCUAGCCAGAGCAGCGUAUCUUUGUGUGCGGACAAACCCGGAACAGAGGCCUUCAAUGGGAGAGGUUGUUCGUCUUAUCGAGACUGAGAAUGAGCAUAUCAGGGACUUGUCCCGACAGUUCAUUCCACAUUUUACAAAGUGAAGUAAUAUCCUGAGGAAAUCAAGUGUCCUGAGAUCGCUACCUUGGUGUAGAAAAGGGACAUCUCCAGUUCUCUCCGGUGAAACCUGCAACACUUCUUGCUAUCUUGUUCAGUUCUUCUUUUGUUUUGUUCUUCCACACAUAUAAGGAGGUGUAUUUAGGGGAAUUACUAGUUCCCUUCUUAGUACUUGGUGCUUACUUUUGUAAAAAUGAAAUGUGUCGACUUCUCAGGGUAUUUUCCCAGUUGUGUUCAGCUUCUCUAGUUUAUACGUUUACCAUAAACUGUGUCUGCUGAAGAGUUCCGUCUGCAGAGUGCAAUGCGACAGUGACCUUUGAAUUGAAGAGUUCUGUCAGCUAGGCUCGCGGAAGAAAUCUAUUGCAACAUCUACAGACUCCACCGAAAAUGAAGCUAGCGCUGCAAUUUAGGCCGCUGUUUUCGUCUACUGUCUCCAUCAAGUUGCCCUUUCAAGCGAAAGUGAUGGCCACCAGUUCAGAAAAGGAUAUGGACAGACAGCAGAAAAUUCAUGUUGGAUAUGAUAAGGUAUUGAAUAGUACUACUAUGCUGUAUUGAUCCCGGUCCAUUGGUUUUGGAAAAAAUUCUGAUUAAAUAAAUAUGAAAUCAUCAUGCUCAAAAGCAAUGAAUAGACAUGUGGGCUACUAUCAGCCAUCCUUUUCCAGGCCUGCGAGUUGGCAAGGGAACCAAUCGCUCCGUUGAGAGAGAAGUCUGGAACUUCUGAACCAUCAUUAGGCCGGAGGCCAAACUGUUCCCAUGAUCUGGGUUUGGGAAGAAUAAGAUGCCAUGUGACUAAAUGCCUAUUCCCAGGAGGCAAUUCUAGAAAAUGAAGCAAUGCAUAUCACUUUUACCUGAGAACCUGCAAAGCAGUAAUAUUCUGUGAGUGCAUUUAGGACAAAAGGGACCUGUGUGCUCUGCUGGGAAACUGUACCCUUACAU